UUAAAAACCAUGGAAGUUAUUCGGACCUUUAUUUCUUAAUGUUUUGUUUCUGCUUGUUUUGUUUUUAUUUUGAUUGGAAUUGGUGUUGUGUUAGAACACUUGGACACAACCAUUUUAGAAAUACUUCCUGGUUGUUAAGCAUGUUGUGUACUUGUUUCAACCUUUGCUUUUUGUGCUUUUUCUGCGAGCAUGCUUUCCAUGAGGUUACCAAGUGUUUCUCCCUCAGCAUUGUUUAUUUCAAACUCGCUUCCAGUUGUGACCCCUCUUCCUCCGGCACAUCUACCUGCCUAUCCUGAGAUCACCCUGACUGUCCCAGCCCUCUACAUUAGGCCUCGUAACCUCUUCCUCAGUUUCCCUUCACAACCUUCAACACUGCACAAUGGCAGGGCGAGGUGGACCAGCACGGACCAAUGGCACUGCAGCAAGCAACAAGAUCUGUCAGUUUAAGUUGGUGCUUUUGGGGGAAUCGGCGGUGGGAAAGUCCAGCUUAGUGCUGCGCUUUGUCAAAGGCCAGUUCCACGAGUACCAAGAGAGCACUAUUGGAGCUGCCUUCCUCACGCAGACGGUAUGUUUGGAUGAUACGACGGUCAAGUUUGAGAUCUGGGACACUGCAGGACAAGAACGCUAUCACAGCUUGGCCCCUAUGUACUACAGAGGGGCACAGGCUGCCAUCGUGGUUUUUGAUAUUACCAACACAGACACAUUCACACGUGCAAAGAACUGGGUGAAGGAGCUCCAGAGACAAGCCAGCCCCAACAUUGUAAUUGCACUGGCAGGCAACAAAGCAGACCUGACCAACAAGAGAAAUGUAGAUUUCCAGGAAGCACAAGCGUACGCAGACGACAACAGCUUGCUCUUUAUGGAAACUUCCGCCAAGACUGCAAUGAAUGUCAAUGAGAUUUUUAUGGCUAUCGCCAAGAAGCUUCCGAAGAACGAGCCCCAAGGCGGUGCAGCCGCAGGUGGACGAGCCAGAGGUGGCGUUGACCUUCAAGAAGCUGCACCCCAGGGUAGAAGCAGCCAGUGCUGUGGGAACUAACUUGCAAUGAAUCGACUCCUCCAUCCAAUCUACAGCUUCGAUCAACCAGACCCGAAAUUAGCCAGCUGUCCGGCAAUACCUCAGAGGUCAAACCAAAGCAGGGUCAGGCCAACAACCCCAUCAGCACCAAGUUAUUGUUUGGAAAAUGAGUGGACUGGCCAGUACACUGCAGGACCUCAUGGAUGGCUCAAACCAACAGACCAACAAAUCCAUUUCUUUUGCUUUCUGAAUUCGACCUGUGACCUCUGGACUCGCCCAAUGAUCUCGCCUCCAGUUGAUGGACUCUUCAUGUCUUCUUUGAGAGAAGAACAACGAUCUCGUUCAUGACUAAUGGCACUUAAUUGCGCCUUCUUUGUUCACUUUUCUGUUUGUAUAGAGAGAAAAAAGGAUACAACAAAAAAAGAAUAAAACCAGGCUUGUAGGGCCCCUCUUAUUUUAUUGGUUUUCACUUUCCACAUGCAUCUGAAAUGGUUCCAUCCAGUCAUUGGGUACAAAUCAAGGUGCAUGUUCUGUCCUGCUCCUGAUUGGCUUCCCAAAAAAAGGAUGAGGCUUUUACCAGAACUAAAGGGCUGGACAGAUGAUUUUCUUGAUGGAUCUCUGUAGAUUGAUUGAUUCUUCUUCCACCAGUUCUAUACUAUUUGACACGGAUGGAUCUGUUUGAUUUUAAAACCUUGACUUCAGAGGUUUUUCAAUCACCUGGUUUCAAACCAUAUGGAGUACAAAGUACUUUAACAUUUUCACCUGUUUGUAAUUUUAGCAUUAAUGUUUUUUGAAUCAUCGGUGUAAAAAUAAGAAUUGUCCUCUUGACCAAAAUCCCUAUUGUAUUGACACCAUUGCUUUAUUUGUAACAGAUUCUUCAGGUUUAUAAUCAAUAUGUAGAUCUUGACAAAACACCGUCCCAAUCUGUACAUGUUAUGUCAGACAAUUUGUGAUUUUUUUCUUUUUUUUCCUUUUUUCUUUUUCUUUCUGGAGAUCUCUGGUAUUAAAUGCACUGGUUUUGUCUCAUCAUCUUUAUGAAUUGAGAUGUUCUCCAGCGUUCACCACAUUUUUUUUGUUCUUAAUUUUCACAUCAGUGAGGCAUCAGCUUUUAAACUUUUUUUGAGGGUGGUGGUGGAGGGGGGUCAUCCAUCCUAAUAUGGCAUCAACCAUGGAAAAUAGCAGCCGUUGCAUCUUGAAAGGGAGGGAUUGUGGGAAAAACGAUUCUACUUUCAUGAAUAAAUGAGGGUAGACAUC
Oryzias latipes (Japanese medaka) is the source of this 2269-nucleotide messenger RNA. It is a transcript of the gene rab5c, whose product is annotated as RAB5C, member RAS oncogene family. The record is from RefSeq and is a predicted model, not a curated record. Lineage: Eukaryota; Metazoa; Chordata; Actinopteri; Beloniformes; Adrianichthyidae. Gene Ontology annotation, molecular function: GTPase activity; GTP binding.